Messenger RNA from Chironomus riparius, 3933 nucleotides. The record is from the annotation of a GenBank genome assembly. NCBI's taxonomy places the organism in Eukaryota, Metazoa, Arthropoda, Insecta, Diptera, Chironomidae.
AUGCAAAAAAUGGAAUCAAAAUUGUCAAAUUUGCAAAGUUUGUCAGUUCCAAAUGUUCAGUCACUGUCAGGCACAACAGCAAGUACAGCAUCAAGUUUAUCUACAGCCACAAACACUUACGGGAAGAGUUUGGUGGAUUUUAGUUCAAUUUUGAAUUUUGGUUUGUACCAAAAUGUGUCAGCAUGCGAGGACAUUAAUAUGAAAAUAUCCAGCAUUGAUUUUGACUUGCAAAAGUUUGUGGCACUUAACAGACAGGCAUUGCAGAACUUUACGACAUUACAGACUAAAAUGAACUACAUUGUAUAUUAUUUUAGCAUAAAUUACAGCAAUUUGACAGCUGCACAAGUGUCAACAUACGUAACAAUAGUCAAUGAAUAUUAUGCAAUUGCCAGUGGAUAUGGCGAGUAUGUCUGCAUGCUGAGUAUCGCGUUCAAUAAUGAAACGUAUGUCCAAGCUAAUUUGCAGUCAUACAAGCGUCAGUAUUGCAUCUGUGCAUCAUCUAUGACUGUAAAUGUAUCAACUUUAGAAUCGAACCUUGCAUACAUCCAAAGCCCACUGCUUGCUGACCAGUCGAGACUUAAAGCAGCUAUUGGAAGUGCCAGUAUUGUCCUUACUGCUGCAAUUAAUGGAAUUUCAGUCACAGCCACAACGUCGGUUGUCCUUAAUUGCCUUCAAAAUCUGUUGACAUUUUUAAUUAAAGCCGCAACUGUCAACGACUACGCAGCAUCAACAAUGACAACUUCCACUUCCUGUGCGGAUAUCCAAAAACGCGUGACAAUGAUCAAGGUCAUGUAUUUGUCAUGUUCGAAUGUUUAUUCGCAAAUUCUCGCUAAUGCUUCCGUUCUUGAUGUUUACAUUGGUCCUGUAAAUAUCAGUCUGAUUGCUUACAACUCGACAUUUAGUCAGUCACAAAGAAACUUGUUGCAGGCUGCUUGCAAUGCUUUAGGAUAUUUGAGAAGUUUGUAUACGGAUUAUUAUGUAGAUAUUGUUUAUGCUAGUGCACGUUUUGGGAACAUUCUUAAUGAUGUGAGUGCCAUUGGCGAUACUUAUUGUGGAUGUAAGAGCACCGGUGGAACUACUUUGAGUACAACCAAAUCAACGCUUUUGACAACCAUUCCUACAACUUCAACAUCAAUUCCUUUCACUUCGACAACUAUACCUAGCACAACAACAACGAUGUCUAUAACAACGAAACCAACAACUUCAACAACCAUUCCUAGAACUACAACAACAAUCUCCACAACAACGGAAUCAAUAACCAUUCCAACAACAACUUCGACAACUAUUGCUAAAACUUCAACAACGCUUUCUACAACAACAGAACCGACAACUUCAACAACAAUUCCUACAACUUCAUCAUCGAUUUCUACAACACCAAAAACGACAACAACAACAACAACGGAACCAACAACAAAAACAACAGCAACAACAACAGAACCAAUAACAACAACAACAAAAACAACGGAACCAACAACAACAACAAAAACAACAACAGAACCGACAACAACAACAGAACCAACAACAAUUCCAACAAUAACAACAACAACGGAACCAACAACAAAAACAACAGCAACAACAACAGAACCGACAACAACAAUAGAACCAAUAACAACAACAACAAAAACAACGGAACCAACAACAACAACAAAAACAACAACGGAACCGUCAACAACAACAGAACCAACAACAAUUCCAACAACAACAACGGAACCAACAACUUCAACGACAACAAUAACAACGAAACCAACAACUCUAUCAACAAUUCCUACAACUUCAACAUUAAUUCCUACAACAUCAACAACGAUUUCUACAACAACGGAACCAACAACUUCAACAACCAUUCCAACAACAGCAGAAACAACAACGGAACCAACAACCAUUCCAACAACAACAGAAACAACAACGGAACCAACAACUUCAACAACAACUACGACAACACCUUCAACAACUUCAUCCACAAUACCUACAAAUUCGACAACAAUUUCUCCAACAACGGAACCUACAACUUCAACAACCAUUCCUGCAACUUCAACGACGUUUGUAAUACCUUCGAUAAAUUCAGUAAUGAUUACAACUCCUUCGACAACUUCUUCAACUUCUACAAUUAUUCAAACAACAUCAACGCUGCCUCCGAUAACAACAAAAGCACCUAAUUUGGCUGCAUGUACGCAUACAAGUUCACUUACUAGCACUACAGGUGCGUACAUCAAGUCAAUAUGUUAUGUAAAAACAGCAUUAAAUGCAACAUCAGCAGCCAAUAUGUGUGCAGGUGCAAAUAUGAACUUCUUUAUAAUUGAUUCAGCCACAACGUAUACAGCAUUUCAAAAAUAUGUUAAUACUUAUUUCCGUACUGGCAAACCAGGAUUUUUGUUCAAUGCUCGACUCAAUGGCACUGUUGUAUCAACUUAUACAACAGAUGUUGUAACUUUCAAUGGAUUUACAAUCACGGGAACAGCUACAACAGGUUGUUUAACAAUUGGACGAAUAGCAGCAAACACUUUUACUGUUCAGGCUGUAAGUUGCUUUUCCUUAACUUCAACAUUCCACUGUGAAUAUACUGACACGUUGCUGAAAGGUGAAGCUGCAACAACAACUGGAAAAAAUAUUUUUGGAGCUGCAACUACAACAACAACCAAAAAGUCAGCAACCACAACAACGAAAUUAAAAUCUAAAGCAAAAUCCAAAAGUCGACAAAAGCGAAGUCAACAACAAAAAUUAAAGGACGAGCAACAGCAACAACCCAAUUUAAUUAAAUGCAAUCAUACUGUGGAUUUACUGGAUUCAAACAACAAUUUUAUUAAAACAAUUUGCUUGAUUCCAAGUCCAAUUGGAAAUAAAGCACAAGUUGCUUUAGAGAUUUGUGAAUCUUAUGGCAUGACAUUACUUACACUUGAUUCCGAAGAAACACAAAAAGCUUAUUUUACAUAUUUUAGGAAUUACAUUGACAAAGACAUAAUCACAAAAGUCUUGAUAAAUGCCAGAAAAACUCAAGAUGGUCGCGGACUUGUGACUGUGACGAAACCGGAAGUUCAAAUUUUCAGCAACUACACAGUCUAUGGACGUAAUGGCUGUGUUGGAGUUUCAAAAAAUGCCAAAAAUGCUGUUGUAGCUAUUUCUAGUGGAUGCGCUAAUAAUAAAGGAAGUUUCCACUGUGAGUAUGGAGCACCGACUCCAUGGUUGACGGCAACAACUGAAACUCCAGCAACAAUUGAAGAAACUGAAGAGGAAACAACAACUGAGGAAGUGACAACAACUGAGCAAGCAACAACUAAACCAACAACGAAAAGGCCAGCAAUAAGAAAGUCAACAACGAAAAUCACAACAACUAAAGCUGCUGAAAUCACAACAACGAAAAAACCAACGAUUAAAGCAACAUCAAAGCCCAAUUCAGAUCCGAAUGCAGUCGUGCCAACUUUCUCAGGCAGUGCUGGAAAUCAGAGUUGUGGAACAUUCGUGCCUUACGACUACCUCAAAGAUCCCCUCGCACCGACCAAAAGAGGCGUAAAAGUUGGAACAGCUGAUAUGCCGCCUACUUACAUCGGAACUGGAAAUGAUGAAAAAUGCAGCGGAAUGACAAAUGUGCCUGGUCACAUUCUGGUUCCACCCAACAAUCCCGUCUGCAUGAUUGUCUGUGACAGAGUUCAAAUUGAUGCAGACACACCAAAAUUUUUGCUAAAUCAUCCAAAACUGGCAUGGGCUGAUAAAGGUAAAAUACCGGGCGGUGCCAGUCUUGUGAAAUCGUUGGACACGAUCAAGUCUCAAACUUUCAGUUUCGGGAGAAUUUUGAGAAAUACAAAAAGUGGAACUGAAUAUAAAAUUGGAGCAAUUAAUGGAGAUGUGUUUUAUUACAAUAUUGGAUCUUUUAAGCAGAUCAGCUUAAGUAACAUUGCUUAUGGACAGACUGGCUAUCAAGUCUUGAUCUGUAAACCUUAA